This is a messenger RNA of Megalobrama amblycephala (Wuchang bream), 2198 nucleotides long. RefSeq names its product glucoside xylosyltransferase 1b (gene gxylt1b). Gene Ontology annotation, biological process: protein O-linked glycosylation via N-acetylgalactosamine. Gene Ontology annotation, molecular function: UDP-xylosyltransferase activity. The transcript is spliced from 7 exons. The record is from RefSeq and is a predicted model, not a curated record. Bases 127 to 1350 code for a protein of 407 amino acids. Lineage: Eukaryota; Metazoa; Chordata; Actinopteri; Cypriniformes; Xenocyprididae.
UCUUGGAAAAGAUCCGACUCAAAUGAACGAUUCGUUCACGAAACGGACAUCGCUAGUGGUCAUUAGUGGGCGAGUACACACACAGUGUACUCUUUUUAAGUGAAAACAGCGCCUGUGCCCUGUAGAAUGCGUGUAUAUAUUCGUACAUUUAGUCUGUGCAUAGUUAUCUCUCUUCUAUCGGUACUAUUUCUGUUCAGUAAACAUGAUGCAGAAAGUUUUUUAAAGCAAGUUAGGGCGCCGCUGGAACCGACCGUCGCAAAGAAUUUGAGUGGAGUAAAAACAAAACAACGACCCGCUACGACCAGAGCACACAGACUCGGAGAUGUUGCACACAAGGUGAAUUCACCUGGACAGCGAGAGACGUUGAUGCAGCUGGCUGUGGUGGCCUGUGGAGAGAGACACGGGGAAGCUGUCAACAUGCUGAAGUCUGCAGCCAUGCUCAGCAGCCGACACUUGAGAUUUCACAUCUUUGCAGAAGAGCAGCUACACACCAACAUAAGAGCAGCGCUGGAUUCCUGGCCAGCUUUCAUCCGAGUGAAAUUCAGCUAUGUUGUUCACCCCAUUUCAUUUCCCCAUGAGAACCGUGAAGAGUGGAGUCAGCUUUUCAAGCCAUGUGCAUCACAGAGACUCUUCUUACCGAUGAUUCUGAGGGAGGUGGACUCCUUACUCUAUGUGGACACAGAUGUCCUCUUCCUGCAGCCUGUAGAGCUGAUUUGGGACAUGUUGGUGCACUUUAACUCCACUCAGUUGGUAGCCAUGGCACCAGAGCACGAGGAGCCGCGGAUUGCCUGGUACAGUCGCUUCUCCCGGCAUCCGUAUUAUGGAAAAACUGGAAUCAACUCUGGUGUCAUGCUGAUGAAUUUGACCCGGAUGCGAAUGACACAUUUCAAGAAUGACAUGACCUCUGUUGGUCUGCGCUGGGACGAGAUUCUCAUGCCUUUAUUACAGAAAUACAAGCUAAACAUUACCUGGGGUGAUCAAGACCUGAUUAAUAUCAUCUUUCAUUACAAUCCAGAGAUGGUAUUUACCUUCCCCUGCCACUGGAACUACCGUCCUGACCACUGUAUCUACGGCAGCAACUGCAUCCCCGCUGAAGAAGAGGGUGUUGUCAUGUUGCACGGCAACAGAGGAGUGUUUCACAGCGACAAACAGCCUGCCUUCAAGGCUGUGUAUGAUGCUUUCAAACACUACACAUUUGGAGAGGAUCUUGUAAAAUCAUUCUUGUUACCGCUAGAAGUGGCGCUGAACGGAACCAUACACACAUACUGUGGGAAAGUUAGUAAUUUCUUUACCAGAGGACUUGGAAAGUCUGUAAAGAGGAUCCAGAGGAGGACUCCACCUGGUGGCUGAGAUGUGAUACUGUCACUGUGACUGAAUAACGACAGAAAUGCAUUCUGGGAGACUGGAUAAGAACUUAUCUGUGCAAUGUUAGUGGUGAACAUUCAGUUUCAAAUCUCGAAACUGAUGUAGGACGUGUUGAAUGAUGAAAUGUGCAUUUAAACUCAUACUUCUCCAAUUGCCAUUUUCAUUUCACUUUUUUUAUCCUGGUUAAAGUAAUAGUCAACAAAAAAAAUGAAAUGGUCAUAAUUUAUUCACCUAAAUGUCAUUCCAAACUUCCUUUCCAGGAACAAAUAAGGUGAAUUGAUGUUCCUCACACUGUAUGACAUCUGAAGACUUUACAGACAAAAACUUGAACACACAUGCUUUUAAAUGUACUGUUCCUUUAAAGAUGCAGUGUGUAAAUUUUAACGGCAUCUAGCGCUGAGGUUGCAAGGUGCAAUAUAGAGACGCUACGGUGGCCAGCACAGAACAAAGAUGUCGUCGUCUGAGACAGCAGAGAGUAAACAGUCAAGCAAACGUGCUAUGUUGAGCAGUUUGUCCGUUUAGGGCUACUGUAGAAACAUACCGGCGCAAAAUGGCGACUUAACGUAAGGGGAUCUGUGGUGUAUGUAGAUAGAAAUGACUCAUUCUACAGGUAAUAAAAACAUACCGGUUCAUUAUGUAAGGUCUUUAUUCACCACUGAAAUCAUAUUUAUGUGUAUUAUAUUGCAUUUCUGUCAAUAGAUCCUUCAAAAAUGUACACAUUGCACCUUUAAGGGUGUUACUGAAUGUACUGCAAGAUGGAAAAUACUUGAAAAUGUAAAUAUUCAUUUUACAUAAUGUUCAUAUGAAAUAAAAUGUAUAUAUCAUUAAUCAGA